CAAUAGUAAACGUAAACCAGUUUAAAAUCUUUUGAGCUUAACCGGUGAAGGCUUCACUGUACAUAGAAAUGCAGAUCACAAGUUCUACAUACUAGCGUAUGGUUCCUCUGCAAAGGAGGUUAAAGAUACAGAGAAACACAUGAGAACACAUACUUGGUAGAAGCUGUUUAAAUGGGAUGAAUGUGGAAAAGAAUUUUUACAAAAAUGUGACAUACAAAAACACACGAGAACACAUACUGGAGAUAAAUGUGAUGUUUGUGGUUAAAGGUUUAGUAUGAGUAAUCACUUACACAUGUUACAGGGACACAUGAUGAUACAUACUGGUGAUAAACCCCAUGAGUGUACAGUAUGUGGAAAAGGAUUUAGUACGAAGCAGAACUUACAUACACAUUGGACAAUACACACGGGAUAUAAACCUUAUAAAUGUGGAAAAUGUGGUAAAGAGUUUAGUAGGGAACAACAGUUAAAAAGACACAUUUAUACACAUACUGGUGAAAAACCUUUCAAAUGUAGUGUAUGUGGAAGAGGAUUUGCUGAUAGUCGGAAUGUACAGAGACACAUAAGAACACACACUGGUGAUAAACCUUAUACAUGUGAGAAAUGUGAUAAAGAAUUCAUUCAAAGUAAUGACUUACAGAAACACAUGAGAACACAUACGGGUGAUAAACCUUUUACAUGUGAUGUGUGUGGAAAAGAGUUUAGUAUGGAACAUUCCUUAAAAAGACACAUUAAUACACAUACUGGUGAAAAACCUUUCAAAUGUAGUGUAUGUGGAAGAGGGUUUGCUGAUAAUGGGAACUUACAGAGACACAUAAGAACACAUACUGGAUAUAAACCUUAUAAAUGUGAUGUGUGUGGAAAAGAAUUUAGUCAGAGUACUAGCAGAAAUAAGCACACAAGAACACACACUGGUGAACAACCUUCUAUCUUUCAGAGUCCAAAGGAAUGGGAUUGCAGACAACAAUCAACUACAACCACUGGUUUACUGGCUCCCAAUUAUGGACAGAGGAUAGGACUUUUGAAAAAGUUUAAAGACAAUGGUGGACGCCAAAUGAUGAGAAAAGUUCACUUGGCCCAGGGUCAGUUUAGUGAUAAACCCCAUCAAUGUACAGUAUGCGGUAAAAGGUUUAGUUUGAGUAAUAUUCUGAAGGAGCACAUGAAAAUACAUACUGGUGAAAAUCCCUAUGAAUGUACUGUAUGCCGUAAAGGGUUCAGUAGGAGUCAUCACUUGAAGGAUCACAUGAGAAUACAUACUGGCGAAAAACCCCAUGAAUGUACAGUAUGCGGUAAAAGGUUUAGUUUGAGAAGUAACUUGAAGACGCACAUCAGAAUACAUACUGGUGAUAAACCCUAUGAAUGUACAGUAUGCGGUAAAAGGUUCAGUAUGAGUAUAUACUUAAAGAGUCACAUGAGAAUACAUACAGGUGACAUUCCUAAUGAAUGUAAAGUAUGCGGUAAGGGAUUUAGUACGAGUCAGAACUUACGUAGACACGAGCAUAUACACACUGGAGAUAAACCUUAUCAAUGUGGAGAAUGUGAUAAAGAAUUCAUUCAAAGGAUUGACUUACAGAGACACAUGAGAACACAUACUGGAGAUAAACCUCAUACAUGUGAUGUGUGUGGAAAAGGAUUUAGUGAGAGAAAUGGCAGAGAUAAACAUUUAAGAACACACACAGGUGAUAAACCUUAUAAAUGUGAUGUGUGUGGAAAAGGAUUUAGUCAGAGUAAUAACAGAGAUACACAUCUAAGAACACAUUUAGGAGAUUAACCUUUGCAUCCUUAUUUAUGUUAUGUAUGUUAUGUGUGUAUAUUUUGUGUAGCAAAGGUGUCAGUCAGAGUCAUAGCAGAGAUAAACACGUGCGAACACACACUGUUGAUUAACCUUAACCAGUCAGGGGACUUACUUAAAUGAGUGAUUUUCUAAAUCACUGAUUCAAGUAACAUUAUGUCCACAAAGGUUGGAAGUAAGAGUUGUCUUUCUUUAAUAAAUACUUUUUUAAGUAGUACAAAUAAAUCACUAGACUAAGUGAUUUAAUUUUAUUGUAGCUUUAAAUAUACAAUACUAAUGAUCCAGGGACUAAUUAUGUAGCUAAAAUUAUCAGAACCAUCAUCUGUGUCGAUAGGAUGACCAGUCAUGUCAGGUGAUGACCUUGUACUGAAUCUGGGAUAAUGACAUGAAAAAUCACUUGUUUAACAAUGUUUAAGUAUCAUACCUCUAUUUUCUUCAAAAAAAUCACUUCUUUAAGUAUUAUUAUUUUAAUAACCCCCACUAAUUUCAACACCCCCGAACAGUGAAAUUUUGAUCGCGAACAGUAAAAUUUUAUUACAUAAUCUGUAAGAUGAAGCCUUGAAUUUUACAGGAAAAUUACUCCCACUGCUGGAAAAAAUCUGUUAAGAAAGUAUCAGUUCUUUAUGUGAAGCCUUAAUUACAAAUGUAUAGCAUUUUUUCAACAAAAAUGGAAUUUACAGCUAAAUAAUUGCAUCAAAGGCAUAAAUCAUGCUACUUAAAUGAAGCAAAAAGUUCAUUUUUUUCAAUUUUACUAAUUAAUGAUAAGAUAUUAUCUAAACCUAUGUGUUUAAAUUUUUGGUAAAACUAUAAAAUCACAAUUUGUGACAAAAUGUUGAAUUUGCUACUUAAAUAAGUGAUUUAAAACUCUCUUAUUUCAGUAAUUCCCCCGACUGUUAACCCUGGUGAUGUUAUGUACAUGUAUGUUAUGUUUGUACAUUUUGUGAAGUAAAGGAUUCAGUCAGGGUCAUAGCAGGGAGACACACACUAGUUAUAAAUUUCUUAAAUAUGAUGCAAGAGGUAUAGGGUGUUGUUAGUUUUAACAUGCAGUCACACACAAGAACAGUCAUACUGUUGUUAGUUUUUUAAAGUUCAGUUUGGUCUUGAAAAUUAUUUACUAUGUCUUUCAGAGGAUAAAAGAAUCUGGAUUUCGAAACUGAGAACAUGCAAUUUUAAAAUUCCUUUUGAAACUGGCAGUAGUGCAACGUCGCUAGAACCAAUUGUCUAUCAUGUCUAUGUACCUUAUGUAAUGAAUGUGUUGGUGAUGAAUAUCAUUAUUUAUAUGUAUGUAAUAUUACUUAUAUCACCAUGAUCACUGAACUUUGGUAGAAAUGUAAACGUACAUAUUAUUAUAAAACACACCCAUCUGUACUGAAAAUGCAUAAGCUGCUGUCAUUUAAUAUGUCACUGUCAGUUAUUGCGUAAUUUAUCUAUAUUUAUCAAGAAAAUAUCUAAUCUCGUUUAAUAAGAUGCAUGUAUCUUAUAAGUUUUAUUAGCUUUGGAUAGUAUACUUUUGUUAUUACAUUUUAGUUCCCUGUCUAUUCUGUCAUUGGUUUCAUUGGAUUUGUGAUUUGUCCUCAUGUUACAUAUAUUUUGUGUCUGAGGGUAAAUAAAGAAUUGAAUUGAAUUGUUAAAAACAUCAUACUAGUACAUAAUAACAGACUUCCCGGUGUCCUAGCACUCCCUUUGUGUUGGGGAGGUGAUUGUCCUUGUAAAUAUAUGCUGUAAAUACGUUAGUGACACAUCUCCAUUAAUCCUGAAAUGGAGUGUACACGGAGUUCUUGAGGGGUGCUCCGAAUAACGGAGGAAUCUACUUAUACCAGUGUGAAGAAUGUGAUAAAUGACAUGUCACUUUCAGAGAUACAUGAUAAUACACUCUGGUGUUGAACUUAUACAUUGUGUGUCUUUCAACUAUGGAAUGAUGGAUAUGUCAUUAAACUUUUGGUGUCAUGAAAUUAUGAGAGUGUCAUUAAACUGUGGGAUUUACUGAAUUGAAGAUGUGUCAAUAAACUGUGAGGGUGUCAGUUAACCUAUGGGUAUGUCAUUAAAUUGUGAGUGUCAUUAAGCUAUGAAUGGGUCAUUUAACUAUCAGUGUUAAAGUAUGACAUGUAUGAUGAUGCCAUUACAAGUAUGUAAUGUAUGAUAAUGUCAUUGAAAGUUUGUAAUGUAUGAUAAUGUCAUUGAAAGUUUGUAAUGUAUUAUAAUGUCAUCAAAAGUAUGAAAUGUAUGAUAAUGUAAUUAAAAUUAUGUAAUGUAUGAUAAUGUCAUGAAAAGUAUGUACUGUAUGAUAAUGUCAUGAAAAGUAUGUAAUGUAUGAUAAUGUCAGUAAAAGUAUGUAAUGUAUGAUAAUGUCAUAAAAAUAUGUAAUGUAUGAUAAUGUCAUAAAAAUAUGUAAUGUAUGAUAAUGUCAUAAAAGUAUGUAAUGUAUGAUUUUAUGUCAUUACAAGUAUGUAAUGUAUGAUUUUAUGUCAUUAAAAGUAUGUAAUGUAUGACAAUGUACAUCAUGUACAUGUAUGAUACUCAGUAAUGUCAUUGAAAAUAUGUAAUGUAUGACAAUGUUAUUAAAAGUUUAAACAUGU
Mytilus californianus (California mussel) is the source of this 4365-nucleotide messenger RNA. Its product is annotated as zinc finger protein 226-like. The transcript has 6 exons. Lineage: Eukaryota; Metazoa; Mollusca; Bivalvia; Mytilida; Mytilidae. Bases 275 to 1768 code for a protein of 497 amino acids. The record is from RefSeq and is a predicted model, not a curated record. Gene Ontology annotation, biological process: regulation of cytokine production; regulation of immune system process; negative regulation of transcription by RNA polymerase II.